Annulohypoxylon maeteangense is the source of this 1378-nucleotide messenger RNA. RefSeq lists its product as uncharacterized. The coding region runs from base 358 to 1011 and encodes 217 amino acids. The record is from RefSeq and is a predicted model, not a curated record. The transcript has 2 exons. Lineage: Eukaryota; Fungi; Ascomycota; Sordariomycetes; Xylariales; Hypoxylaceae.
GGGAGCUGCUGAUUCUUGCCCACCCGAAGUCUCUUUCUUUUGACGUACUGCAGAGCUGAGGCUUGCUGUUUGUGAUGCACUGGAUGGAGGGUGAUGCGUCUGCUCUUCAUUGUCGACACAAGGAUGAUCGAGGCUGGAACUUGUGCGUGGGAGGUAAAUCUCUAGGCUACUAGUGCUGAUACCGCUGCCGGAGAAAUACAUAGGUUCUUACGGGUACAGGUAGGCGUAUAUAAAAGGCUUAGGACGUCCGAGGCUUGGGUGUUAUGCCGCCCGGCCUGUCUCGUCUUCUCCGUCAAAAAGCUGGCCUCGUAGUAUCGUGUUGUCUUCCAAAAUCCCCUCUAUCGAGAGUUGUUAGAAAUGUGUCACGGGCACCCUCACUACCACCCCUGCUCCCACACGUCGGUGAAGUGGCUGUACUGCCCGGAAGCCAUGUUCGAUCUGGACACUGGAUAUGAGACACCCUGCUCGAACCCGAUCUACUCGACGCCGCAGCCAACCAACAUCGACUGCCCCCUGCAGAACUGCAAUUUUAAGGCCCUGAUGGGGAGCUGGAAUUGCUGUGUAUGUGGGAAGGGUCCCAACACUCAGGGAUGGUGCACCGCGUUGAGCCAUAGGAUGGACUGGAAUCCGCUCACGGGGCAAGUCGAGGACAUGGAAGUACCAUGUGGGCAUGGGUGCUGCAGCUCAUGCAGCCCAUCUUCGACGUCGCGAGGCGCAAGUCCGGAGAUAUCGUUCGCGGACGUUCGAAAGGGGAAGGGGAGCCGCAAAAUCCACGGCGCUGCGAGAGGUGCCGCCGGACACAAGCGAGGAACAACGUACGACUUCGGUCACAACAAUGGGAGUUGUCCUCCUGUCCCCGAGGAAACUGAGCAGGUCACGGUACCGACGGUGACGGCUCUAAUCUCUCGAGGAUCCCGCCGGUCUAGCCACGAUACGAACACCGAGUACACUAAGAAGCCAAAAACGCAGAGUGGGAAGAAGAAAUCACAUAAGGGUCGUGGGCAUCAUUGAGUGGUUUGGAUAUAUGCAGGUAGCCUCUCUAUGUCCCGACCGAGGAAGCUGAAUAAAGGCCACAUUUCGUACCGGAUUCCGGAUUGAUAGUAGGCAACACUCGUUUGGUACCUAUAUUACCUAGUAAGUUACGGAUGAUGCUGGAGGCACAACGAAGUCUAGUACUCGUGGAGGACACCAGGUAGUUAAUACGCGUGCACCCGCAGAAGGAAGAGAUAAAUAAAUUUUGGUGAAACGUACCUCCCACUACGUCGCUUGAUCAUGAAUAGAAUUUGCCGAUUAACACUUUAGAUGCUUCUAGAUUUAUUGAUCGUUAUCCACCUAGACACCUAGCGAGUAAUAGCGGAACAUUGUAUUGAAAACGAAA